CGGCGAAAGGAGGUUUUACGUCACUUGGGGAACGGCUUAAUCCGCUUUUCCUUCGCCCGUUGCCUUUCGGGGGUUUUGAGCUAUCAUGGCGGCAGAUAAAGCGAAGUCCGUUUUAUUCGUAUGUCUGGGAAAUAUUUGCCGAUCUCCCAUAGCUGAAGCUGUUUUUAGAAAACUUGUAACUGAAGAAAACCUUGAAAACAAGUGGAGGAUAGACAGUGCAGCAACUUCUACAUAUGAAAUAGGAAAUUCUCCAGAUUAUCGAGGCCAGAAUUGCAUGAGAAAACAUGGCAUAACUAUGAAUCAUAUUGCCAGGCAGAUUACAAAAGAUGAUUUCCUAACAUUUGAUUACAUUCUUUGCAUGGAUGAAAGCAACUUACGUGACUUGAGAAGAAAAUGCAAUCAAAUUAAAAAUUGCAAAGCUCAAAUUGAACUCCUUGGUAGUUAUGAUCCAGAGAAACAGCUUAUUAUUGAAGAUCCAUAUUAUGGAAAUGAUGAAGAUUUUGAAACUGUUUAUCAGCAAUGUCUCAGAUGCUGUAAAGAAUUCUUGGAAAAACCUCAUUGAUGUGGUUAUGUUCUGAAUGUGAAUAAUUCUAUGACAUUAGUGCAAAAUCUCAACAUUAAACUAUGAUAGUGUGCCUCUAAAAUAGAUUCAUUUGUGCAUUCUUAAUUUUAAUUUUUGUAGUAUACCAAAUGGGUAUACAGUACAUUAUUUGAGAAGAUGUUUUUUUUUUCAAAAUUAAAUUGAUGUUAUCAGAUAUAUGAUGAAUUAAUAUUAUGCUGGUCAUCUAUGUAAGAAAAAAAACCUGUUGGUACUAAACUAAGUGAAUAAAUAUGUGUUAUUCCAUAUUCAAGUAGUCCUUGACUUGUGACCACAAUUGACCCUGGAAAUUAAGUUGUUAACUAAGUUCUUAAGUUGUUGUGGUUAUUAAGCAGAUCAUCAGGUGACCUGACUCAACCUUAGAACCAUCUUGGCUUUCCCAGGCAUGGUUGUUAAGCGACCAUACUGGUUGUUAAGCAGGAUACAGGAUGCCUUGGGAGGUGGGAAGGUUUCUGGGGGGUGCUUGGCACAGGCCACAUGCAAGUUGUGGGGGUGCUGUGGUAUGGCACAGACUGGAAGGGAGGCCAGGGAAAGAAGCUGUAGUUGGCCCUGCAGUGCAGCGAAACAGUGCGAAAGACAGUUCUCAGAAAGAACAAAACACCUGGGAAGUUUCCACAGUGAGGCAUAAAGCAGCUCUUCCAUCAUGAACCCUGAAUGCCUGGGAAGCUCCAACCCAGCUGCCCACACUGUCCUGCCAACUGACCUUCACCAGCCUAGCCCUGUAUGAAAAAUGCUAAAGGAGCAGCUCAACAGCAGUGUCUUAAAAUGCCCCCUUUCCUGAAAAGACUGGGCUGAAAGACGGGGGGGGGGGGGGGGGAGAGCUUGCCUCACUUUGCCCCAGCUCUGUGAAGAGAGCACAAUUUCCCAAGGCUGCGCAAAGCACCCUCGAUCCUAAAAGCAAACGUUUCAGCUGGCUUUAGCAUUUCCCAUUUCCUCUUUUUCCCUGCAAAGAGUCAGGCAGGGCAUGCCUUGUAAAGCUUAAUAGUUUUAAGAAGUUUCAGGUUGACUUUCCUGGGUUAAAACCAUUGAGCACACGUUCCUAGAGGUGAUCAGCUUCAGUGGAAAUAGCAGCUUGGGAUGCGGGGGAACGCUUUACACCCUUGGAGUCCCCUGGGCAUUUGGAACUUUCGAUGGGUCAGCUGCUUUGUGCUGCACUGUGGAAGUUUCCAGGGUGUUCGACCCUGGGGUGGGCUGGCUGCUUUGUCUUGCACCAUUUGACUUCCUUGGCAUUUAAGAUCAUAAAUGGGUGCAGGAGACAGAUAGGCAAGUGGAAGAAACGUGAAUAUUUGAUCAUGUGACUGCAGGGAGGCUGCGGUGGCUCUAACGGGUCAUAAGUCUCUUCGUUCAGCGCGGUUGUAAGUUGAAGUCCGCCUGUAUAUAGAUAUACAACAGUUCGUUUAGUGACCAUUCAAAAGUGUCUUAUGACCAUUUUUCACAUGUAUGACCUUGCAGCAUCCCUAUGGUCACAUGAUCAAAAUUCAGAAGCUUGGCAACUGCGGUGAUUCAUUUAACAACUUGGAUAAGGUUGUAAAAUAGGGUAAAACUCACUUAAUGGCCGUCUCUUCAACAUAAAUUUUGGGCUCAAUUGUGGUCAUAAGUCGAGGACUAGCUGUAUUGAGAAUACAUAAAAAUUCUUAGAUUAUAAUUCUUAAUUAUGGCACACAGGUCUGUUUCCUGUUGCUAUUGUUAACUGAUGUUGUAAACAUUUUUCUUUUCAUAUCAAAACUUUAUAAAUACUUCCAUGAACAUUUUUAUUUGUCAGUUGUGAGAUGUCUGAAAACUACUAUAUUUUGAUAUCUUUUCAUCAUUUUAUGUUAUACUAAAUAUAGAUGUGGAGGUAAGCCAGAAGAAAAAGAAAGAUUUUAUGAUAUUCAGCCAUAUAGAAUGCUGUGAUGCAAAUAUUUGCAGUUCUGCAGUAGUACUGCGAAAAUAAUUCCCUGGUGGUAUAAUCUUGUUUUAGGAAUACAAAUUGAAGUAAAUAACUGCUUAUUUAUUUUUAAACUUAAAAGAAAAUAGUGUUAAAGGCUAUUGAUGAGAUGUUUGGAAAAAAACUACUAUAGAAUUCUGAGUAAGAUAGCAAUAGAUUAUGUGUUUCAAGUUCUGUUCCGUUCCUUACAGCUCCAGCACUAAUAGAAAUAGAGUAGACUAUGUAAGGGUAAACUUCCUUCAUUUCCAUAAUAUGAAAAAACUACAAAAUUUCUGUUAGGAAAUUAUAACUUGUUCAUUACACAAAUGUAACCUUAUGGAGCCUGGUAUGUAUUUUGUGAAAGGCAUAAAAUGAUUGAGGGAAGGAUUUAAAAGCCUGGAGAGUUUGUAGUUUUCCAGUGGGAAUAAAACCACAACCUUCCCCUCGCAUUUCAUGCCUCUUUUUACUGCUCUUCCUUAUGACAUCAUUGAUUUCUUUCUUUUCUUCACCUGUUCCCUCCUACUUUUGAAACAACAUUGUUUAUGGAUGCUUCAAGAUUAAGCCAAAGAGAAGUUGUUAGACAGAAGCAGGCAGUGAAGUCCGUAGUAAGCUGGCAAAGAUCUACUUAUGAAAAAAGCCCAUGCUGAAGGAUGUUGACAUAAGCCAAUGAUUCUAUAUAAAUAUUGUAUGAGUCAUUACUACUGAUUAUUGUCAGUACAUGCAGUGUAAUAUUGUGUGUUUGUUUAAAAGAUAACAGAGGGUUGUGUGCAAUUGUUUGCCAAAACUUUCAUCUUCUGCUCAGUAUAUUUUGUCUGCAUUUUGCAAUUAUUCAGAGUGUUGCCAUAAUCCCUUUUUAGCCAAGAGUCCUUAUAAACACUGCAUGGGGAAGUAUAAGCCAGCACUAUUUUGUUCCUUUCUCUUUUAGAGUUAGUUUUUGUGUAUCUUCAAGUCUUCCCAAAAGAGGAAACCUCAUAGUGGACUUCGCUGCUUCUUCGUGUUACCUUCUGGAUUUGUCAUUUUUAAGCAGCCAUAAUUUCUAUUAAUAAGAUGCUUUGCUCGAGUUCUAUUAAAACAGACUCUAGGGACCUGUUUUGCUUUCAUGAAUGUCAGGUUUUAUUUCAAGCAAAUUUACAACCAUCAUAAUUAGUAUGUACAAGACCAAA
Molecule: messenger RNA, 3667 nt
Organism: Notechis scutatus (mainland tiger snake)
Lineage: Eukaryota; Metazoa; Chordata; Lepidosauria; Squamata; Elapidae
Source: RefSeq, a predicted model, not a curated record